Messenger RNA from Anas platyrhynchos (mallard), 1913 nucleotides. RefSeq names its product galactosidase alpha (gene GLA). Gene Ontology annotation, biological process: glycoside catabolic process; oligosaccharide metabolic process. Gene Ontology annotation, cellular component: cytoplasm. Gene Ontology annotation, molecular function: alpha-galactosidase activity. NCBI's taxonomy places the organism in Eukaryota, Metazoa, Chordata, Aves, Anseriformes, Anatidae. The record is from RefSeq and is a predicted model, not a curated record.
AUGGCGGCGGCCGUGCCGGGGCUGCUCCGGGUCCUGCUGCUGGCGGCGGCGGCGGUGGCGCUGGACAACGGCGUGGCCAGGACGCCGCCCAUGGGCUGGCUGCACUGGGAGCGCUUCCUCUGCGCCACCGACUGCAGCGCGCAGCCCCACCGCUGCGUCAGCGAGCAGCUGUUCACCGAGAUGGCCGACGUGAUGGCUGCAGAGGGCUGGCGGGAUGCGGGCUACCAGUACCUGUGCAUCGACGACUGCUGGGCGGCCCCCACACGGGACGAGCGCGGCAGGCUGAGGGCAGACCCCCGCCGCUUCCCCGGGGGCAUCCAGCGGCUGGCGGACUACGUGCACGCGCGGGGGCUGAAGCUGGGGAUCUACAGCGACGUCGGGAACCAGACGUGCGCCGGCUUCCCCGGCAGCUACGGGCACUACGAGCUGGACGCCCAGACCUUCGCCUCGUGGGGCGUGGACCUGCUCAAGUUCGACGGCUGCAACUCUGGCUCGCUGGAGCUGCUGGCAGAAGGUUACAGGAGGAUGUCUCUGGCCCUGAACAAGACUGGCAGACCCAUCGUGUACUCCUGCGAAUGGCCCUUCUACCUGAGGCCCAUGCAGCAGCCCAAUUACACGGAGAUCAAACAGUACUGCAACCACUGGAGGAACUUCUUUGAUGUCUACGACUCUUGGAACAGCAUCAAGAGCAUCGUGGAGUGGACAGCGCUUCACCAGGACAGCAUUGUGAAGAUAGCUGGGCCAGGGGGCUGGAACGACCCUGACAUGCUGGUGAUCGGGAACUUCGGGCUGAGCUGGGACCAGGCGGUGACGCAGAUGGCGAUGUGGGCCAUCAUGGCUGCUCCCCUCUUCAUGUCCAACGACCUGCGGCGCAUCAGCCCCGAGGCCAAGUGGCUGCUGCAGAACAAAGAGGUGAUCGCCAUCAACCAGGAUCCGCUGGGCAAGCAGGGAUAUCGCAUCACCAAGGACAAAAACUUCGAGCUCUGGGAGCGGCCACUGUCGGGCGGCGCCUACGCGGUGGCGGUGCUGUACCAGCAGGAGAUCGGGGGGCCGCAGAACUUCUCCUUCUCCCUCGCCUUCCUGGGUAACGGGCUGGCCUGCAACCCCGCCUGCUCCGUGCGGCAGGUGCUGCCCAGCAGCAGGGACUGGGGCGUGCACAGCUGGGUGUCCUCGCUCAGCGUGGAGGUGAACCCCACGGGCACCGUGCUGCUCAGGGUGGAUGCGCUGUAGGAGGCACGCAGACACAACAGCCUCUGAGCGGGGUGCCUCUGUUCUGUCCUCAUUCUCCACUCAACUGCUUCUCCAAGGGCUGCUCCUCUCCUAUUUACCCUUUCUGUGGUAUCUCACCUAACUCCCCCUGUCCAGUGCUGCUCCCAGCACUGACAGCCCCUGCCUGAAGACACUAAGGACAGAUGUGGUGUCCUACAGCUCUCCAGGCUCAGCGGGGAAAUGCAGCCCAGCUGCCUCGCUGCUGCUUUGCGAGCUGGGCUCUACAGGGACACUCAGCCCCCCCCAAAAAAAACACAGAAAAGCUGCCAAAGAAAGCCCACCCCCUCCUCAGAGCGUGGUUAUCACUGAACUCAGGGACUGGCCUGGCUCGCUGCAGUUGUUGCUGUCUGCUCUCAGCGUUGAGGGCUGCUCCUUACCCCAGGAGCCCCCUACCUGUGGCUGGAGCUUCCCUCUAGACAGCAGCUCCCCUCCCCACUCCUCAAAGGGCCCCUGGGGGCUCCUUCCCAACAGCACCGCCCUUCUUUUGCUGCUGGCAGCAGUCUUUAGGCUAAAGUUACGCAGGUUCUUAUGCAACUACCAUGUAUGUGUGCUCUCUCUGCCUGCCACACGAUGCAGGUGCCUUGAUUUGUUCUGGUUGUGAUUACAAACUCCAAUUAAAGUGUUCCCUAAAAAGGGUGAAGGUU